This is a messenger RNA of Durio zibethinus, 1156 nucleotides long. Its product is annotated as SNF1-related protein kinase regulatory subunit beta-3-like. The record is from RefSeq and is a predicted model, not a curated record. Gene Ontology annotation, molecular function: protein binding. NCBI's taxonomy places the organism in Eukaryota, Viridiplantae, Streptophyta, Magnoliopsida, Malvales, Malvaceae.
GUAAACCAAUAUUCAUGGCAGAUUCUUGUGGCGGAUUCCCUCACCACUAGCUACUCUAUUAUUUUUGUGGUUUUCUCCAACAAUAACUUAUUUUUUCCCUUUAUUUUUCUUCUGGAAAAUUUUCUCUUUUUUCUCAGGGUAAGCUUGCUGACAGUGAUAAAUUAUUCAAUUGAUUUGCUGUAAAUUUUGGUUUUUUAAGGAGAGACGUGGUGUUGAAAAGCUGGGAUUUCGGUGAUUGAAGGGGAUUGGGCCACUAUCAAAUCGGGUUGUGGAUGAUUCCAUUUAGAAGCCUUAAAGACAUAUUUUCUGGAUAAAGACCUGGCAUCAAUGAACAGACAUGGAUUUGCCUGUUAAAGAUGAAUACAUUUUAGUUCACAGGCUCACUUGUGUUAUGAUAUUGCUCUAUUUAUGAUUUGGCCCUGUUAGCCUCUCGUGUCACUUCUCAGUAUGAAUAAACAAUUUGGUGAAGAUCAAGAUGAACCAACUGUCAUGGGGUUUGAAGUGCCAAGAUCACCUGAUUCAAGUUAUAAUAAUGUGUACCCUGGGAAUGAAGAUGAUGCACGGGACCCACCAAUUGUUCCUCCACACCUGCAUCGUACCUUGCUUAGCUACCCCGCAAGCAUGAAUGCUUCUGAGGAUCUUCCUUCGCCAGAAAAUGUGAUUCUAAAUCACCUUUACAUUGAAAACCCGGAGGCACCAAGAUCUGUUGUGGCACUUGGAUUCACUCACCGCUUCCUUUCUAAGUAUGUUACUGUUGUGCUAUACAAACCAGUUCCGAGAAGGGGGAGUGCCAGUACUUAAAAUAUGAAUAGAGAAUAGACCUUCUCAUCGGAUUGGUUGGUGGUUUGCCCUUGUGAUGGAAUUAGUUGCAAUAGACUUAAAUACCGAAUUAGCUGAGAAUAUUUCUUGGUUUCACGGUAGUUGAUGACUUAGGGGUUGUCCAUUGAACCUGAAAGUUAACAUUUGACUUGAAAUAUCAGUUAUGUUGUGAAGGUCGAGUUGCUAUACAUAUAAAGCUUUCUCGUUAUUCUUUUUAACCAGUAUUUAUGGUGUUGUGAGCUUGUUUGCUAGCUAAGUAUGGUACUAAACUUACAGCUCUUGUAUUUGUGGACAUUGGAUUAAUCGAUUGGUUCAUUUUGAUGGGUAUGCCUGCCAA